UCUCUCCUCUCCACUGAAAAAAAUAGAAAAAAAAUUUCGCUUGCAGUCAAAAACAAUGAGGGCGCACGACGCGCAACUCGCUCCCAGCCGCUCAGCCAGCAGCGCACUUUUACCUCCCGGAGGAUCCGUGGCGUGUGGCUGUGCGCCGCCCGGAGGGAGAAGGUCCACGGGGAUAUAACUUGACUGUCUGAGGAGUUUGAUAUUUUUGGAAUCAGAGGAGGCGGGAGAGAGAAAUCAUGCCUUUUUGUAAACGCACGAUACUUCCGAAAGAUGUGUGCAAGCCCGACGGCAAGAGGCUGCAGCAGCAGCAGGAGCAGGGGGAGAUUUUUGGGGACUUGGCGGACGUGUGCAGCUUCACCCUGUGCUCGGUGCUCCGACAGCUCUCGGAUUUGUCCCGGCACUCGGUGAGCAUCCUGGAGGAGCUGGAGGGAGACCUUGUGUCCAUCUGCCACCGGUCCUGCGCGCUGGAGGGCAGAGUGGUCCGACUGCAGAGGCACGUCGCAGAGCUGGUCAGCAAACCUCCACCGAGAACCACCAGCGGACUAGAGGCAGAGAGCGGCAGGCGCGGUGGCAGCAGCAGCAGCCACGGCGAUGGAAACCACAGCAGCAGCAGCGGCGGCGGCGGAGGCAGCAGCAGCAGCGGCGGCGCGGCCCACUUCAGGUCUCCAUGGCAACAGAGCGUGAACGUGUUCGGCUCGUGGAGCAGGCCGGAGUGUGUCGAGGAGCUGCACCAGCAGGCGCAGCUCAACCUCCAGAGCCUGCUGCAAGAGUUUGAGGAGCAGUUGUACGACACCAAGCUGACCGGUCAGACUUUCCGGCAUCCGUCCUCACAGAGCUCCGACGACACGUCCACCUCCCUCAGCCGAUCGCCCAUCUCCCUCAACAACAAGAGGCCCGACUUCAUCUUUCUGCCAGCGUCAAAGCAGCUCUACGAUGAUGAAACCACCUCCUCUGUGUUUGGUCUGAGGUCCAUUACCGACCUAUCUCCAUCCCCGUCUCCAUCCCCCUGCAGCUCAGACCGGCCCCCUCUAGGCUGGAGCAGUAACAACAGUAGCAGCAGUACUGCCACGUCGGCCACUACCGGACCGCCAGUCGCCGAAAAACCUCGCUGGCACCUGGGAAGACGCACACCGGCACACUUCUUACCACUCGACAUCACAGGUGAAGGGAGAGCAUUGAAAUUCCACGGUGUUGAUCUUCUCCAGCACUCUCCGUCCCCUUCCCCCUUUCCCGGGGACCCCUUCCCCCACCAGCCCCACUCCCUGGAGCCUGUUACCGACACACCGCACCAGAACCUCCCACUGAGGAAGACACACUCUGACCUCGACACAACCUUACCUGCAGACAACCGUUUGGGGCUGCCUGCCCCAGAUCAGCUUCACCCAGAAACUAUGGACCAUUCUGGGCUGCUCUGCUCAAAUACACCCACCGCUUCCUGGAACGGACCCAAGGGUUCCACCUUUUCUCCUGGAGCGUGGAACGAGCCUUACAAUUACAGUAAGAACAAAGGACCAGCGGUACCACCCAAACAGCACAGUAUCAUCGGAGGAGGGACCCAGGAGGGGGUGAUGCUGGUGAGCUCAGGACAUUCAAGCUCAUUCAAGACUGUGACAGACCCUUCUCGGAGACCAUUGAAUAACAUGGACAUAGGAAAGCGGAGUGAGACAGAGGGGGCUGCAGCGGAUGGAGGAAGAGGGGGAGGAGGAGGGGAAGCAGUGAGAGGACGGGAGAGGUCGGCACGUUCCAUAGCAGCACAGAAUGCUUUCAAGUUUCGAGAGCGUUCCCUUUCCACACCCACAGAUUCUGGAUCUUUUUGUUUCACAGAGGGUGUUUUAGGCCAUCCGGAUGGUAAUAUAACAUCUACAGGAAAUGGGAAUACUAUGGACCACCAACAAGAGCAUCACAACUUCCUCGGCUUAGCUGAGAAUUACGCCCUUCUCUACCCCAGAGGGAGCUCAGAAGACAGCGCAAGUACGACUGACACAAUCUCCGUCACAGCUUCAGACUACAGCACAGAAGGCCGUUUGCGCCUACGUUCCCGCUCCAUCUCCCUUAAAAAAUCCAAACGAAAGCCACCACCCCCUGUGAGGAGUGUCUCUCUUAUGAAAAAUCUUGGAGAAGCUGAGGGCAGAAUACACCAUCAAAGUGGUCUUUACAGAGAUGGCCGACCAAAGAGCCUGCACAUCCCCAGGGAUCACUUCCCUGACUUUCAGCCAGAUUUCCUUCUGCCCAACCUGCCUAAAACCAGUAUUGGUGAGCGAGAGCCAGGCCAAGGAGGGAAUGACAGACCUCCAAGUCUAGAGGUCCAGGCACCAGAGAGGGAGGGGGAGACAGAAAUGACUUUUCCCAUGCACUGGCAGCUAGGGGAGUGGAAGAGCAAUGACCCUUACAGGUCUCUGUCAGGCUCCAGCACAGCAACAGGUACCACAGUGAUCGAAUGUAUGAAAGUCAGAGGCAGCUCAGAGUCCCUUCUUGACUCUCCCUCCACCUCGAGAGCCACAUCACCCUCACAGCUUUCCAUGGAGACUGACAUCAAGGCAUCAUCCCCCUUCAAACCUCCAGGACUUAUGUCCCCAUCAAGUGGCUAUUCCAGCCAGUCAGAGACUCCCACGCCAACUGUUCCACUCAGUCAACUGGCAGGUCAGGGGACUGUGGGUACAACAGGAUGUAAGAUGCGCCCCAAGAUCCCAGAGAGGAAAUCAUCUCUACCAUCACCCAAGGAUCCAGCUGCUAGGUCUAGACUGUCCUUUGAAAUGCCUGGGAAUGCACAUCUGGAGCUUUCGUCCAUCAAGCCAAAACAAAAGGCCAGCCGGCGGCAUUCUGACACUUCGACAGCAGCAAAGCCAGGAAAGAUCAGCCCGAGUUCCUCACAGGCAUUGCCUAUGGUUACCCAGAAUGAGCUAAAGACUGUUCGGCUUCGCUCAGUUUCUCGUGGAGACCAAGAAGACUGCCCUGAUGGAGCCUCUGACACCAUCGAAGAGGAACAGCAUGGCCGCGACAUAGGCGAAGAUCCCAGCCCACCACCCACGCUACCAAAACCUAAACCUCCUGUUGCAGUUAAGCCUCCCUUACCUAAACGGCCCAUGAACCUUCUUCUCAAGUCUCCUUCUCCAUCCUCCACUUCCCCUCUGGCGCUUGACUCGCCUCCUGCCUCACCUGUAGACCGACCAGUGCCUCUAGGCAACAUCUACAAAGUCAUGAAAAAGCCAAAACCCAAAAAACCUCCACCACAAGCUCCAACAAAUCCCACUAUUCUGUCAGAUUCAAACUCUAUGACUGCUCCACAAACUGCCUACGAUCAAUCGUUCCUCCCCCUAUCCCAGUCCCUGUUUGAUCUCCCUCCUCUCCCAGACCCUCAGCCUCUCCUAGAAGAUCCAGUUUUGGAGCCUGAAUUUGAUGUUGACCAAGAGAUUCGUCUUGGCCCCGAAGAUGGAGGCUCACUCCCUUCACCUUGCAGCAAUCUGGAGGCCCCAGAACUUCAGGACAAGAGCAAGACGCUACCCUCAAGGAUGACAGUCUCCUGCCUGGCAGAGCUGUCAGACAAAAAGAAACCCAAGGUUCCACCUCCAGUCCCCAAGAAGCCAAAUGUUCUGCUUCUUCCCACGUCUGUCCACUCCUCCACUAAUGGCAGCACAGACCGUCAGACGCCACAGACUGACAGCCCCGUGGGCCUUCGGUCUCCGGUAGGAACAUUCCCACCAGAUGAUAUUCUCAAUGCUCCUAGUGUUCCCGACAUGCCUGAGCAAGAUGAGAACCACUUGGGAACAGAUGAAGAAAGUUCCAAAGAGUCAUCACUACAAUCCUCUCUUCAAGAUUCCUCUCUCACAGAGCUGGAAGGGAAGAUGGCUGGUACUGGGAUUGGAACAGAUGAACCAGCAGCCUGUGAAAAGACUGUACUGCACAUCGAAGAGGAAACAGAUGACGACUUGUUGGCGAGCACACCUACAACACACACCACCGAAGACCUCUUCACUAUUAUACACAGGUCCAAACGAAAGGUCCUGGGUCGCAAGGAGCCUUCCGAUUCCUUCGGCAGUCGCCAGAGCUUGGUGUCACCGGUGAAGCACAGCACCAGCGGUAGCGACCUCCGAAAUCUGACCUUGGGCAGCCAGAGGUCGAGCUCCCGCAAUGAGAACUUCAUGGCCCUCCUUCAGAAGAAAGGCAACAAGUCUUCCAGCGGAGGAGCCAGAGUCUCUGCCAUGGAGCUUCUAAAAAGCACAAACCCCCUGGCCCGACGCGUCACGGAGUUUUCAGCCAACACGGCGUCGAAUGCCGAGGGAGGAGAGACAACGGCUGGGAACGACAAACCCAGCGAUCAGUGAACUGAAGCGUCUACGCAGAUGUAAACCAGGUCUGUUUGCUGUCGACAAAGCUACCAACCAAUUCCACGGCCUGCCACCCUAUGGGGGACGGGGCCAUUUGACAAACAUGUCCAACCAGAUCGCUCCAACUACUGAUUGACCAUUUGCACUGUCCAAUCAAAUUGGAGCACACUUUUGGACAAAAUGGUCCCUCCCACGGUUGGAGCACUGUUGUUCCGAGUCAAACCGGCCCCUCUAGGAAAGCAAGACAUCAACGGAGAGAAAAGUAGGUUCUCACAAUAUAGUCAAUGAAAGGUGGAGGCUUUGAGGUCAUGCUUCUAAACUGCACUGCACUAUCUUUUCCUCAUUGGGAAUUUGUUCAGUGUGGAGGCUAGGUGGGUGGAGCAGACACUGGGAAUGUAAAGAUACACAGCAGGUAUCUUUACUCCUGGGCUUCUUCCAGAUGAAUACAACAAAAAACCCUGAUGACUACGGGGGAGUGUAUCUGAACCUGUGACCAUAUUAAUCCCCCCUAAAGAGGAAUCUGAUCAAUCCAGGAAACAAAUGGAAUAAAAACACUUAAGAUACAAGACUUUAACACAAUUUACCCUCGAUUCUACCAAACCCCUUGAGCUAGCAGCGCUACAGGUCCAUCACCUGUGGACCACUGAGACAGGAAAUAUUCCCAAACCUUGGACCUUGUGGUUCCGUCUUCUCUCCACGGUGAAUGCGACACCACAGCAGCCCUCUCAGCUCCAGACAGACAGAAUAUAAAAGAGCAGGAUUUACGAAGAGAAACCACAAGGCGGGGGCACGCUUUUUGCCACCAAAGAUGAGGCAUGAGCAUACCACACGUGUUAUCGCUCGUGCUGUCAACACGAACACGGACCUUCACAAAACAUUCCACAAAGGCGCUCGGCAAACGGACCACAUUCUUGGAACAUAAGCACUUUUUCCCCCCUUAUUGGUGUCGCAGGUCGUUUACACGGCGCAAACGCUGCACCGCUACCUGUUCCCUCAUCUGUUACUAUCUUUUCGCUCUUUCUUUGGAUGCUUUAUUUUUUUUGUUCUUUUUGCAUAUAUUUUUUCUUAAACAUACCCAGUGGCCAUAUACUGUACAUGUUAAAUUGGAUCAUACUGUAAUGUAUCAUGUACAAAGAUAAAUGUAACGCAUCUAUCAACAGCUAUCAUCCGCAGACACAAAGACUAUAAAUAGUGUACAAAGCAGCAAGAAGAUUGGACUACAAACUGCCCACGCAGUGAAGGGAAUACACACACUCAAACACACACACGCGCAAAGACUGCCAAGCAAAAUGUUACUGAAGACAAACAAACAAAACAUGGAGAAAAAAAGAAGACCAAUCUACACACAAGUGUGUGUGUGUUCAUACAAAGAGUGUGCGGAGGAUGUCAUGCCUGUGGAGUUUCUGUACGGAGAGCAUGAAGCAGGCCUGCUUAUUAAACAGGGUUUUUAUUCAUUUUGGUCUCUGGUGUUGGGACCAAAGGACUGUUAAAAACUACAAACAGACCAGAGGGGACCUAAAGGUGUGUGUGUGUGUGCAUGUGUGUGUGUUUGCAAAAGAGGAAAGUGCCAAGAACAAAGCAAGGGGAGGGAAAAGACAGACGGGGUGAGUGCAUGUAUGUGUGCAUUUACAUUUUUCAUGUCACACAUUUUUGUGUGUGUGUGUGCGUGCAAAUUAUCACAACACCCUCCCACCUUCCUUUUUUAUUAAGGAUUAGGAUUGAAGUGACCUCAACAUUGUCACAUAAAGAUUCCAGAACAAAGAGGGUUUCAGAAAUCAGUGUAUGGGUAUAGGAACGUAAACAUUCCAGAACGUCUGUACGAGUUUGGAAUUCUUGGAUGCCCAGGUUUUAGCCUGAGAACCGGGAGGAUGGAUGAGAAUCAAAUUCCCCUCUGUGUGUCCGUCCGUGGUGUUGUGGAGUGACGUGGUGUGAAAGACUUUCCGGUUUUUUUUUCACCCUCCUCCACCUCCUCCUCCUCCGCCGUCUCUUUGGUCACAGAGAGGAGGUGACGUCUGCGCCACCUUCCUCCUCCUCCUCCUCUUCCUCCUCACCACUCACUGUUCUCCUCCUUUUUUCAUCACUGCUGGAGCACACACUCCAUCUGUCUCUCUUUUUCUCUGCUCUAACCUCUUUUCUGGCACAUAGCACGCACUCUCUCUUUUUCUUCCCCUGCGUGUUCAUCCUCUCUCACUCUCAGUAGCAGCACCUCUCUUUCACCUUUCUCUCGCCCUCCCUCCAUCUUUCACUGCCCUUCUUCCCUUCUCUUUUAACCUUCUCCCCAUCAUCUUCCAUCGCCGCCUUCCCGCCUCUCCCAUCUCUUUUCUCUCUCUCCCUCCUCCGCCUCUCCACCUCUCUCUGCAUUCAGUCUAUGCAUCUGAGCUCAGCAGAAGACGCGACACCGGAUGAAUGUCAAUGAAUGACUGUUAAAGAAAAUAGAUGCUGUUUUUAGUUUGAGCGUGCAAAAAGCAUUUUCUAUCAGCGCUUAUCUUCUGCCUUCUUUCUCUCGAGUUUUUAUCAUUUGUUUUCUCUCCUUUUAGUAUCCAUGUAACAUGGAAUUGCCAUGGAUGAAUGAACAAAUGAAUGAAUGGUUGGGAUCUGUGUACUUACACGGAAACAGGAAAAGUUUGAGUGUGGGUUUUUUUUCGGGGGUUUUUAUUUUUCAUUAAGGACCUUGACUUUUGGGACCGGACAAAAUGCCCCACGGUCUUUGAUCCAUGGACCCACCGAUCAGUUUGUCCAUGCCUGUGUGGACAGCCUAGUUGACUCUGAUCAGCGGUGGUUCAGCUCUGACACUUGACUAACCCGCUGCAUGGAUGGACUGCGAAAAAUGGAGGAGGGGAACCUUUCAUCUCCUGACUCCCAGUUGGCAAACUUAUUUCUCGGUGCUAUUGAGUCAGAGCUCCCCCUGGUGGACGGAAAAAGAGGACCCACAGAGAAAAAAACUUGAGAUACAUCUCUCUUCCCUACAGCAGUCCUUCAGGUAUUCCAUCAUCCUGAAAAAAAAAGCAUAAAUUAUCACCAUUUAUGAUGACUAGUCAAGUGACGCUUGUUUUAAAUAUUUAGUGAAUGAAAAAAGAUAAACCUAUAAAACUCUGUGUUUGUUUGCCUUGUAUACUGAAUUAUAGGCGUGUUGCUGCAGCGCCUACUGUGUUUUUUGGGUUUUUUUUACAUUUUCUUUUGAUUUUAUUUCUUAUUUCAGCUGCCUUGGAAGUACAUACACACCCCAAUGUAACUUUUUUGGGUAAAUCUUGCCAAAAUUGCACUAUAGUGCAUGUGUAAAAGGGAGCAGUUCCAUGUAAUCUGGCAAACAAUUGCCCAAAUCUGCAUUCACAUACAGGCAGAGUGUGGCUGUGAAGACUCAUUUGCCUCAGAGCAUAUAAGUCGCAGACAUAGGAUAAGUGAACUGGGUUGUUAAGAAGAAGCGAGGGCCAAUAGAUGGAUAAAAACAAACAAAAAAAACCCUGCGAAGAUUGUUUCUGUGCUAAACCCAGCGGGGCGGGAGCCGACUAGGAAGAUACAAGUACAGCGUUAGGAGCAAAAGGAUGUGUUGUUCCAGCACUGUAACAUGUGGUGUGAAGAGAGACGUACUUUCAUCUAAAAAAGCGCCAGGCUGUCGAACAGGGUGUUCACUUACGGUGUGUGUUGAGGAUCAAAAAAAGUGUGUUUUUGACUUUUUAUGUAGGCAGACAGCAGAUUCUCUUUAAUCGGGGAGGAAAGAGAGAUAAAAACAAACAGGAACACAUGGGUGCACUGGUAAGAAAAAAAAAAGUGUUAUCCCUUAUGUGGGGAUCUAGCCAUUUACUAUUAAGAAAAACCUGAUUUUUUGCAGGUUUUGUAAAUGUUUCUUGGAGACAGGAGUUCCUUCAGAAGCUGAAAUAAUCUCGUUAAUUCAGUUAAUCUUCAAAGUGUGGGGCUAAAAGGUCCUGCUGGGACAGAACAGCCAACUUUUCUGUGAUUCUGAAAAGCUACUAAGGGUGCAAUAUAUUAGUUGUCAGUGCAAGAUGGUGGUGGUGGUUCUGCCUACACAGCAGCUACGCCUCGAAGAAAUUCUCUAAAAUAUAUUGGCAACAUACUGUUUUGAAAAUGACAUUUUUUUAUGAAGUGUGAAAGAGAGAUGACAGGAGGAAUAUAUGGAAUAUCUAAAGCAUUAUCCCUCCUUCAGGAGGAGAAUAAGGAAGAUAGGAAGGAGGGAAAAUGAGUGUGCAGAGCCGAGGUUAGACUCUGCUGAAUGUGGGGAUUACCACGCUGAAAUUCAUAACGCAGUCUAUCAUCUUUCCCUUCACCUCCUCUCUCUCUCUCUUCCUUCUCAGCUGUCCCGUGAGUCAGAGAAGCAAUCGCACUAAAAGCUUUUUCUUCUCUCAACCUCUGUUGUUUUUUUUUCCUUUUUGCCUCCCUGCGCGUUGAUAAAAGGUACAAGAAAGCAAGAAAGGAAGGAGGAAGGCGCUGCAAUGGCUCGCUAAUUACUUUGGUUUAAUUUUUACAUUUCAGGCCUCUGCAGAUAUCGAGCAGCCAAACAGGAAUCAGUUGCUAGGAAACGUAAAUAAAAAGCAGCAGAGAAAAUUUGGAAGUUAAGUUGAGAGAGCGGGAGUUCAGGCAAGGAUAAUUUCCUCAUAGGCAAAAGGAAAGAUCACACUUUAUCCAAAUAAGCUACAAAAUAAUAAAAUUUGAUGACAUUAAUUUGUUAAGUACUUUAUGAGUACAGCUGCUACCAGUGAGAGCGGAGCCAGACCAGAACAAACAAAUAACACAAUCCCCUCCAGCACAAAGUUGACCGCAACUCAUCUGCAGGACUAAGAAAUAUAAUUUGUAUAAUAAUUAUAAUUCUGAAAAAACCCUGAAAACCAAAACCCAUUUCUGUCAUCGCUGCUUCCCCCCUCCUCCGUUUAAUGCUUUAAUCCCAUCUCCCAUCAAGUGAAAUCCAGCACUGAAAAAUGAAGCCAAGCAGAAGUGGUAAAAACUGCAGUUCCUCUAACGGCCACUUGAGGCUUGAUGUUAGUUCAACACGUUUCGUAACUGCAAUUAUAGUAUUUUAUUUGUCUAUUAUAUUUGCACUAUUUAUCGAGUAUAUAUCUGUGUCUGUGCAUUGCCCUCUAGUUCACAAUUACAACUUAACCAGGCUAGCUAGCUGAUAUCUUAGCUGAUAGUGAUCAAAUGCUAGCUUAAAGCCUUCAAAAUCCAACGGGUGAUUUCACAUCAGCUACAUCCAUUUUUUAUUCGUUGUCUGGGAACCCAUCAGAUAUCUGCCACAUAAACCAGACAAUGAAAAAUUAAAAAUAUAUCCUAAUAAACUCACUGGCGUACUGAGAUAACUGCCGAUAAUAUGUGAAUAGUCAUUGUGAGACCUCUUGACUGAAAAUGAGUGACUGAGCUCAUAAACUCAGUGUGUUUACAGAGCUCAAGACUGAGCCGAUAUCCCAUAGACUUCUAUAGGACCAAGAGGUUUUUUUUUAACAAUCGCAGCUAUCGCCCUCUGGUGGCCUUCAGAUAUAAUGCAGGAUUAAGGCACUUCUGCAUCACCUUCAUUUUUCUGACAUUAAUGUCCAUGUUUUGUAAAACAUAAGUAUAAGAUUUUGAGUCACAUCAUUUAGACACCUAGUCAAUAGUCAGUGUGGUUGUUAGCCUUCAAAGUAAAUGGAUCUGGAAAUGGAUCAAAAGUAUUGCUUAGCAGAGAGGUUAAGGUCUUAAAGAUACAAUCAGAGCUCAGCUGUACAUACAGAGACAUCUUUUUAAGAAAAAAUCAACAGCAGUGUGAGUUUACAAUCCCAAUAUUGUCAACAAAUUAAUAAAUAAAUGCUUUAUACUUUACAGUGGGUAGAAAAAAACACUUUGCUGCUACCUCUUUGAGAUAUAUAUUAAGCUACUUAUCACAUAAAAAUAUCAGGACUUUGUUCUAUUUUUGAACAGUCUCGGCUUUAUGAGCAAGCGAUUGACAGUAACAAUAAGAAAUAGAUGCUGUGGCUGCAGAUUUGGGCCAAAAGACUUUGUUGUGUUUGCUUCAGGAGUGACAGAUGGGUGAGGUUUACUGUGUUUUUGUACUUUGCAGUGGACAAACAGCCCAUAAAGUCCAUCACUGAUAAACUCCAUCCUCUUUACUCCCCAAGCAAAGUGAGAUAAACAACCCCCUCAAACCCAAUUUAAACCCCAGUAUUGGGGGCUGUACAGGCAGCUUAUAAAGACACAGAGAUGAUAAUUAGAGAGACCUAGAGAAAGAGAGACAGACAGAGAUAUUGGAAUUAUUCUAUUUUUGUUAUUCCUCGUUGAAAAAUACAUAUUUAAAGGAAUAUUCCAUGUAUGUAUUGAAUAACCCCUGUUUUCUUGCCCCAUCCAAUGGUGUAAUCUGUUGCUGCGAGGUGGCGUCUCACACAAACGCUUCCUUCUGCAGCUCUGCAAUGCCAAUGUGAUGAAAUUAUUAUGAAAUCAUUAUAAAUAAAUUAUUUUUCUUGCUUAAAAAAAAAA
This is a messenger RNA of Oreochromis aureus, 10781 nucleotides long. It is a transcript of the gene nhsl2, whose product is annotated as NHS-like 2. The record is from RefSeq and is a predicted model, not a curated record. Gene Ontology annotation, biological process: cell differentiation. The transcript has 10 exons. Bases 237 to 4322 code for a protein of 1361 amino acids. NCBI's taxonomy places the organism in Eukaryota, Metazoa, Chordata, Actinopteri, Cichliformes, Cichlidae.